GGAGGAGGAGGAGGAGGAGGAGGAGGAUCUCUCCCCAGUAAGUGUCCUUUGAGGGAGACGAGAUCCAAACUUUCCCAAAAACCCACCAAGACCCAGCCGGGGACGGGGCUCGGGAGGCCGUGUGCACGCAGAAAUCGGCCGGUUUCUGGUGUCUGUCCGCGGGUCAUGGGCUGCUUCACGUAGCGCGGUUUCAGCCUGACUUGCGCGCGUGCAGCGGAGCGGAGCGGACCUCGCGCCGCGGCUCGGAGGGAAACCAUAUCUGGUCAAAGUAUUCGUUGCUUUCACCCAGCCGGCCCGACUGGCUAUUAAUAGCGCCGGAGGAGUUGUUUUACCAGAGUGCUUGAAGGAAACUGUUUGCCUUUUAUUUGACCUCAGAGGUGGAGAUCAAGGCGUGCUCUUCAUUAUGUCGGUGUUAAAGAAAGAGAUGGAGAAGUACAGGGACAUAGAUGAGGAUGAGCUGCUGAAGAAGCUCUCGGAGGAAGAGCUGCAGCGGUUAGAGGAUGAAUUAGAGGAACUCGAUCCUGAUAAUGCACUGUUGCCUGCUGGUCUUCGUCAGAAGGAUCAGACUAAGAAAUCACCAACAGGAACAUUUCAGCGAGACAACCUGCUGGCCCAUCUGGAGAAAGAAGCCAAAGAGCAUCCUGACAAAGAAGAUCUGGUGCCGUUCACUGGGGAAAAGAGAGGGAAGGCUUGGGUUCCUAAAAAGAUGGUGGACCCAAUCAUAGAAAAUGUGACUCUGGAGCCGGAGCUGGAGGAAGCCCUGGCGAGUGCGUCUGAUGCGGAACUCUGUGAUAUUGCAGCCAUCCUGGGCAUGCACACCCUGAUGAGUAACCAGCAGUACUACGAAGCCCUGGCCAGCAGCACCAUAGUCAACAAGCAAGGCCUUAACAGUGUGAUCCAGUGCACCCAGUAUAAACCAGUUCCUGAUGAGGAGCCCAACGCCACUGAUGUAGAAGAAACACUGAUGAGAAUGAAGAGGAAUGAUCCAGACCUGGUGGAGGUUAACCUCAACAACAUAAAGAAUAUUCCUAUCCCGACUCUGAAGGCGUAUGCGGAAGCUCUAAAGAAGAACACUGUGGUUGAAAGGUUCAGUAUUGUAGGAACAAGGAGCAACGACCCUGUAGCGUUUGCACUGGCAGAGAUGUUGAGGGUGAACACGACUCUGAAGAGUUUGAAUGUCGAGUCAAACUUCAUAACAGGGACUGGAGUCUUGGCCCUCAUCGAGUCGCUGCAGUGUAACACCACACUACUUGAGCUUAAAAUUGACAAUCAGAGCCAGCCGUUGGGUAACAAGGUUGAGAUGGAGAUAGCCAGCAUACUGGAGAAAAACACGACAUUGUUGAAGUUUGGAUAUCACUUCACCCAGCAGGGCCCGCGCCUUCGAGGUUCCAAUGCCAUGAUGAGCAACAACGACCUGGCCCGGGUGGUCAGGUCAGAAACUGACGGCUCCUUCACCUUCACUCUGUCUGUUCCUGAGCUGGAGAGAGCCUUCGGAAAGAAGUUCAAGUCCAAGACGAAUAAGAAAGAGAAGGCUUGAGGGAGGACCCAUCUUCCCCAAGUGUCGGACAAAUGUGUAGAAACCGGGUCUACCUUCAUCCUCCUCCCAUCAGCCGCACCCUCCUGUCAUUACCCUCCCACCCACCGACGGUGCAACAGGUUCAGUUGUUUGGUAAAAGUUCAAGGUUUCUGUUGAAAUCUGCAGCGUUCUUCAGAGCUUUCAGUGCAUGCAAGAAGUGAGAAAAAGAUAGUUUUAUUUCUCUGAAGUUUUUGUCGUUCAGGCAAACCUGCAGCUCUUUGUAUAAACCUACCAGGCGAUGUAUGCAUUGCCUUUUAAAAUUCUCCGGUAAGAAAAGUUAAAGCUUUAUAAGAUUAAAAUGUAACUGUAUCAUAAUUACGUUGUGUUGGUAUUAUUGUUUUAAAAGCAAAAGCAGCGUGUAGGGUUUCUAAUGUGAAGUGUGAUACAGAAUAAGAAAAAAAUAAAAAACGACCCAUUAGUGGAUUUCUGAUGUGCUGCAAACUCAAUGAGUCUGAGCGCUUCUGUAAUUUAAAGGUAACCUGGCUACUGUAUGAUUUAUCACUGUGUACCAAAUAUAUUUAUUUAAGACAAACCUGAGGAAAUUGACUCAAUCAUUUGGACUAAUUGUGCUUUACCAUGAACUGCUCUUUUUAAUUUUACUGGUACAAAACGCAGCAUUUAUAGUUCGUGUUUGCUUUCUGGGAAUAUUGUUUUUCUUAAAGAUUUUCAAUGAGCAUUGCAAAGAAAACAAGUUUAAAUGGAUUAGUGUUACACUUUCAACGGGGUCUGGUUUGUUUACGUCUUGCGCUUACUGGAACAAAGUUUGUUGGCUUCAAUAAAAAACAAUUUUUGGUGUAAAUUUUAAUUACAGAUUUAACAGGGAUCUUAUUUUUAAAAAUACAGCGUGCUUCUCGAACAUCUUUAGCAGUGACGGGUCGUAACAGAAACCACUCCUGAAAUACAGCUUUAAACUAUUAAACUUGGAUUUAUGGAGAUGUUCUUAUCAAGGACAAGUUGUUAGCGUCUUUGACAACUUCAUGUGCAAAUUCUGCUGAACGUUUAGCAAUGCAUAAGGAGGACUUUGUUUUCUUUAAAAUUUACAGCACAGUAAAAACAAUGUACGAGUUCGUUGUGAUCUAACCAAGAAUAGUAGCCCAUGAAACACCAGUAAAAACAGCAAAGUCUAAAAAGAUGAACUUAAUAAUGGGUUUUGAAUGCUUCCUUGAUGUGGAAAGUUGUACCUGUUGAGUCUGAUGAAGUUGUUUUGUACCACAGCUUAAUUUCAAACUGGUCAGAGCUGUGUGUCUUUGUGGAUGUAAACAUUCUUAACUGCAUGUUAAAGAUAACUUUACACUUUACUGCUCUUCCGCUGUUCUGUGUGUGUGUGUGGGUGUUUUCUAUUUUAUUGCUUGACUGUUUUUUAUUUUAUUAGAACACUUGUUGAUUGAAUGUGUUAUUGAGUUUAAUAAAAGCUUUAAAACUAUU
Messenger RNA from Austrofundulus limnaeus, 3001 nucleotides. RefSeq names its product tropomodulin 1 (gene tmod1). Lineage: Eukaryota; Metazoa; Chordata; Actinopteri; Cyprinodontiformes; Rivulidae. Gene Ontology annotation, biological process: muscle contraction; actin filament organization; myofibril assembly. The coding region runs from base 404 to 1537 and encodes 377 amino acids. Gene Ontology annotation, molecular function: tropomyosin binding. Gene Ontology annotation, cellular component: myofibril; striated muscle thin filament; cytoskeleton. The transcript has 12 exons. The record is from RefSeq and is a predicted model, not a curated record.